Grammomys surdaster is the source of this 3750-nucleotide messenger RNA. RefSeq names its product chromobox 2 (gene Cbx2). The transcript is spliced from 5 exons. Gene Ontology annotation, biological process: negative regulation of transcription by RNA polymerase II. The record is from RefSeq and is a predicted model, not a curated record. Gene Ontology annotation, cellular component: heterochromatin; PRC1 complex. The coding region runs from base 89 to 1654 and encodes 521 amino acids. Lineage: Eukaryota; Metazoa; Chordata; Mammalia; Rodentia; Muridae.
GUGCGCGGGGCGGGGCGCGGCGGGGGCGGCGCUUUGUGUGCAGCAGUGAACUGGGGUCUGCGGGGCGCGGGCCGCGGCGGGCGGCGGCAUGGAGGAGUUGAGCAGCGUGGGCGAGCAGGUCUUCGCCGCCGAGUGCAUCCUGAGCAAGCGGCUCCGCAAGGGCAAGCUGGAGUACCUGGUCAAGUGGCGCGGCUGGUCCUCCAAACACAACAGCUGGGAACCAGAAGAGAACAUCUUGGACCCGAGGCUGCUUCUGGCCUUCCAGAAGAAGGAACAUGAGAAGGAGGUACAGAACCGGAAAAGAGGCAAGAGGCCCAGGGGCAGGCCGAGGAAGCACACAGUCAUGUCCUCCUGCAGCCGGCGCUCCAAGCUCAAGGAACCAGAUGCACCUUCCAAGUCCAAAUCCAGCAGUUCAUCCUCUUCCUCCACAUCUUCCUCCUCUUCCUCAGAUGAAGAAGAAGAAGACGACAGCGACCUAGACUCCAAGAGGGGCUCCCGGGGACGUGAAACCCACCCAGUGCCUCAGAAAAAAGCCCAGAUCCUGGUAGCCAAGCCAGAACUGAAGGAUCCCAUUCGAAAGAAACGGGGACGCAAGCCUCUACCCCCGGAACAGAAGGCAGCUCGGAGACCUGUAAGCCUGGCUAAGGUGCUAAAGACCACCAGGAAGGAUUUGGGGACCUCAGUCACCAAGCUGCCCCCUCCGCUCAGUGCUCCUGUGGCAAGCCUAGCUGCCCUGAAAGCCCACACCAAAGAGGCCUGUGGUGGCCCCAGCACUAUGGCGACCCCAGAGAACCUGGCCAGUCUGAUGAAAGGUAUGGCCGGGAGCCCCAACCGAGGUGGCAUCAGUUGGCAGAGCUCCAUUGUACACUACAUGAACCGCAUGAGCCAGAGUCAGGUUCAGGCUGCCAGCCGACUGGCACUCAAGUCCCAGGCUACCAACAAGUGUAGCCUCGGGCUGGACCUGAAAGUGAGGACGCAGAAAGGGGAGCUAGGGGUAAGCCCCUCAGGAAGCAAGGCCCCAAAGACCCCUGGCAGUGCUGCUGCAGAGCAGCAGAGAGGGAAUAAUUCCGGGGUUCCAGGUUCCCAGCUGGCACCCACUCAGGAGUUAAGCCUUCAGGUCCUUGACUUACAGAGCGUCAAGAACGGUGUGCCCGGUGUGGGCCUGCUUGCUCGUCAUGCCACAGCCAACAAGGCUGUUCCUGCUACCAACCCAGCCACAGGGAAGGGUCCUGGGAGCGGCUCCACAGGAGUAAACAUGACCCACUCUCCCACAGACACCAACAAAGGGGAAAAACUCCCUUGCAAGACAACGGCUCUGCCCACCCCUUCUGUCAAGAGGGACACCGUUAAAUGCGUUGCUGCCUCCAGUGGGCAGGAGGGCCACACAGUCCCGGGAGAAGGCCGAAAGCCGCCUGCGCUGUCCGAGAUGAGCACGGGAGAGGAGAACAGUAGUUCUGACUCAGACCCUGACUCGUCCUCACUUCCCAGCGCUGGGCAGAACCUGUCCGUAGCUAUCCAGACCAGUCAGGACUGGAAACCUACCCGCAGUCUCAUCGAGCAUGUCUUUGUCACGGAUGUCACAGCCAACCUCAUCACCGUCACCGUGAAGGAAUCUCCCACCAGUGUGGGGUUCUUCAACUUGAGGCAUUAUUGAGACCAUUGCCCAAGUCAGAUCUGCCUUCCAGUCUCUGGUUUUGCUUUGAUGCCUGACCUGGGGGCCGGCUCUGCCCUGUCUUGAGACUUAGGGCUGAGAAAUGGCUUCCUGCUGAUUCUACCUCUCUGGGCCUCCACUUCAGUCUGUCCUGUCACCUCAGGAAAGCCGGGUGGCCACUGACUUAAAAGCUGCCUUCUUGGGCAAAGCAUCCUGUAUACGCCUCCCUCCUUGACCUAGUGAGACUCUCCCCUCCCUGCCCAACUACUGUGAGGUAGAUCAGGGGAGGGGCUGUUAAUACAGCUCCUUCUUCAGGCCAGCAAGGAGAGGGGUGGGGCUGGCAGGACCUUUUCCCAAGUCCAGCCAUGGCAGGGCCUUUCUGGUGAGGAAGGCACUUUGUGCUUUGCAAGUAAGGCUGUAGCUUCAUUUUUAAAAGGAUAAUUAGUUGUGACGUUGGGCUCAGGGACCCUGCAGGACUCUUCAGUCUCUAUCCCUGGUGUGGUGUCCUCUCUAGCUGCAAUUGGAUUCCCAAAGCCAAGCUCAGGUCUGGAGUCCGGCACUGAGGUGUGCCUGGGUGCUACUGGACUUGGGAACAGCGAGAGUCAUGUCCUUGCCUCCUUCCUGCAAUCAGGCCUGAGCCCCAGUGAGAAAUGACCCUGUUCCCCUCUGGAUCCAGACUCAUACCCCUGCUUUGGCCCACUAAAUUAUACCCUAGUUCUGAGGUCUGACACUCCUGGGCUUGGGGGAGGAGCAGGCUAGAAACCCAGAGCAGGCUAACUAGGAGCUUGGAGUCCUGGGCAAGCAAUUUUCCCACUACUUGGAGUUUCAUUACAAGGGUCCCGUAGGUUACCACGGUAGCUCCAGUGUGGGCAUGCAGGUGUUUCAUGGGGGCCUGUCACCCUGCUGCCUGUCUAGAUUGGACAUCUCUAGACUACUACGUAAGCAUUUUCUGUAGUCAAUCCUGGUGCAGAGCCCUGCCUGGUAAGUGGGCCACUCUUGAGUCCCAUUUUCCCUGACAAUCCUCUCCCAUGUUCGGGAGCUUGUGUUUCCUUCUUUGCUGAGAAGUAAUCUCCCUAUGCUGUUUGUGUGGUGGGGCAGUUUGGCAGCCCGCCUGGCAGGGGUUCCCUAAUUCCUUCCCUGUCUUUAGGAGAUAAAUCUAGUUCUGAGCUCCUUUCUAAAUGCCUUCUCCCUGGUAGCUGUCUUGAAACUACCUUGUCAGGUUGCUGGCCGAUGUCAGGAUCUUCUGUCUGUCCUGGAAUGUCACCGUGGGCCAUGACAAUCUGGUCAGUGAGUCUGUGAUGCCAAAAAGUGGGGGUGGUAUGAAACCCUUGUUCCUACUUCUGCCAGCAGGUGUGGGCUCCUCACUCCAGUUGCCUUGAAGGGAUGCGUUUCCCCUUCUAAAGCCAGCCAGACAGUGGGCUGAGGUAUCUGGGACCUGCCACACUUUCACAGUGCACACCCCUCACCCCAGUAUCUCACUCUGCACACCAAAUAAGAUGGUCUCUGUGUGACCAAACGGACCUCAGCGCUGUGCCUUUGGGGACAGACCUAUAUCCAUGGCUCCUGAGAGAUGCCCGUGAUGUCUCGGGGGCCGUGUUACUGGCAGCAGGAGCUACCACUGGGAAGAAUUCAGGGCCAGGGAGUGGGUAGUGAGGGGGAAAGGGUUAUCUACCGGACUGUCGGCUUCCCUCCCUGUCCUCAGGAUCCUUUGCUGCCUCACCCAAGGUCUGCAGCCUUUGUGCCAGACACUGCCUUAAAGGCAUCUCCAUGUCUUUUGGGGGUCCCAUGAGCUGUUGGAGAAGUGACCCUGUUUGGGGAUCUGGGUUGACUGGCCUUUGUCCCCCUGUUGCCGGUCUCCAAACCCCGAUUUGGUGCCUUUUAUUUUACCGGUUACGUCAGUCCCAAAGUUGAAAUCUACAAAUCCUUUCGGCCACUUUGCCUUCUUGUGUGUUUUCCCUGGUGCUGUGACCCCAGCGGUCUAUGUUACAAAGCAUAUGUGUGUAGUGCGCCAUCGUGAGAGCCUCACUGCAGUCGGCGCCAUACGCUCUGAGUCAAGUUCUCAUGUUUACCGAUAAAUAAAGUAGUUGGUUUUUAUGUUU